AUGAAAAACCCCUCUUGGUAGUAGAUAAGUAAGGACCUCUUAAAUGAUGAUUCAAGAUCUAUGAAAAAAAUAAAGAGCUAGAGAGUAUUAGAAGGCAAAUAGUUUGUCAGGUAGCAGAUAAAACAAUGGAAAAAUGAUAUUAAGAAUUAAACUCCAGCAAACAUUAAAGAUCUAGAGGGAUAUUUUAGAAAUGAAAAUAUCUCUUUAGGAUAACCAGAUGCAUUAGGAUACUUUACCCAAAGAAAAAGUUCAAUAAACGAUGACACAACUGAAAAAAUAAUCUCAAUAGAAAAUCGAAAAGCUUACAAUAUGAGACAUAGUCUUGAUUUAACUUCAAGAAAUAAGACCAAGGAAGAAUUAAAUUCCAUGAAAAUGUUGCAAAAUGUUAAAUUUUAUAACUUCUUUAGAGACUUUGAAUUUCCAAACAACAGCGUAGACAUCAAAGAAUUUAUAACUAAUAACUAGUAGCAGAGGCCUUUUAAGUAAAUCUAUAAUAUAUUGGAUAAAUAUUUUGUUGCACACGGAAAUAAACUACACAAGACAAAAGAAGAUUUUGAGAACAUAAAUUAAUAAUAUAAGAAGAAUGCUAUAAUGAACUAAAGAGAUCAAUAUGUAGUACUAGAAGAAUGGUUCAAUUUUAUGAUUAAGAAAUAUAAGGAGUACCCAUUUGAUCAGUUAUUAGUUGUAGCAUUUGCUAUGGGCGAUUUAAUUCAAAUGGAAUUCUUAGCCUGCAACCAAAAGGCUUAAGUCCUCUUAAAAAUUCUGCAAUUUUUCCUAAGUAAUCAAUUGAGAUAGUUUGAUAAAGAUGACACAAAAGAUUUGGAGAUUCAAAAAUUAAAUAGAAAAUUAGAACAUAAAAAAAGUUAUAUUACUAAACAAGAUGAUAGAAUAAUGAAGCUAAGAAGGCAACUUAGAGAAACUGAGAAAAAGCUUGAAGAAUCAGAAUAAAAAUACUAAAAGCUAUACGAUAAAAAUGAGGUACUAGAAAGUAAAUAUGAAUAUGAGCAUAGAAUAAUGGAAUAGAAAUUCGAAUAAGAAUUGGAAGAAAUGAAAAGAGCCAGCGAAGAAUAAAAGAUGAUUAUAGCCGAGACACUAGAAACAAUGGUAUUAAUAAAGCAAGAUGCUAGCAAAUAGAUAUAAUAGUAGACUGAGGAAUAAAAACAAAAAGCGAAGGAGAGACUUUACAAGAAAAAACUAGGAAAAUAAGAUAGUAUGACAAUCGAUUUAAAGAAGAAAAAUAAAUAGUCAAAUCAAGAAAUAAAUGAAUUAUAGCUUGACUAAGAGCUUUAAAAUAAGAUAAAUAACAUACUUGACUAAAAAACUGAGGAGGAAGGAAAACCUAAAAGAAAAUUGAGGCUUAGAACCAAAUUGAAAAGGGAUGGUUCAAAUGACUCUAUUAUGCAGAUAUGUGAUUAAGAGAUUUAAACUGAUUAAGCUACUCUAGUAGAUUAAGAGACCUUAGUCAUACCAAUGGAGCUAUCAAAAGAUUUUGGUGCCUAAAUCACUCCUCAAAUGACAUAUUAUUAUAAAGCUUAAACUUAAACUGAAUCAGUUACAGUAAAGCCGGUUGUUACUGCUAAUGAAAAUGCUACCUAAUGUGAUGAUGAUUUAAUACAAUAGCUAAUUCAGGAUAAGGUAAACGAGCAUAUUAUGCAAAUUGAGGAAGAAUAAAGGAUUUUGGAUGAUUUAAGAGAUGAAAUGGAUUCAGAUGAUUAUAAUAAUGACGAAGCAAUCGGUGAUUUCCGACCAGAAAAGACUGGGCAAAACAUUUUUACAGAUGGUUAAAGAACAGCAAAUAAUUUUAAUACUUCAUAGCAUAGCUAUUUAAGUCAAAAUCAAAAGCAAGUCAAAAAUAAUCUGAAACUAACUUAAUAAAAUAGCUCAAAUCGAUAAGGUUAAUAACAAAAAAUUCCUUAAUUAGGACAAACAAAGAGUAGAUAAGUAUCAUAAGAAGAUAACAAAAAUGAUACCACAAAAUCACCACAGAAAAAUAUUGACAAAUAAGUAAUGAGAGAUUAGAUAAAAAGAGAAAUGAUGAGAGCAAGUGGUGCUAAUUCAAAUGCCACACCAUCUGUUAAUAAAUAUCUAUACAAACCCUCUUUGUAACAUUAAUCACUUAUUACUCCAAACAAAUAAAUAAAAUAAAGUUAGAAUUAGCUUAUCGAAAGCAUAAAGAAACUGGCAAAUGGUAAUAACAGCAUUUCCCUAGAAUAGAUAAUGGAGUUGAUAAAUUAAAAUCCUUCAAUUUUUUAGAUUAAUCAGCAGCCUCCUAGUCCAACUAAGUCUUAAAAAUCUUUUAACCUACAAAGCUAGUCUCUUGCAUUAAAGCGAUAUGCUACUUAACUUUAAAAAGAAAAGUUACAGGUAGAAUAAUAAAAAAUAGUAACUGAAUUGCUGAAGACAAGCUUAGUUUAAAAUGAGAACAAAAAUGAAUAGAAAGAGAAUAAUAAUGUUAGCUUUGAGAAUGCUGUAAAGAAUGAUAAAAGUAUGGAACAAUUGACUUAAUAAUUUGAAUUUCAAAUAAAAAAAUCUAAUAGUCCAGUCUUGAAUGCUCUGCUAGACACCUCUGAUAUUAAAAAAUUAUUUAGAUUGGUGCUGAAGGAUACAAAGUAAUAGUAAGAUAAGGAUUAAAGUCAAGGACCAACUCAAGAUAAAACUAAUUUUUUCGAAAGACUAGCAGCUCCAUCAUAAGAUUUUGAGAAAGGCUCUAAUUUGCUUGGGGGUAAUAAGAAUGUUCCAUAGUUUAAUAACUAGAUUAUUUCGAGAAACCUUCAGUCUGAUUUGCAGAGAUAGAUUACUGAAGAAACUAUUGUGGAUACUCAAUAUGAAGAUGAAAUGAAAGACAUAAUGAUCAAUGAUAUUUAAAUAGCUCAAGUAGAAUUGCCUAAAAUUCUAAUGAAAGCCACUGAGAAAUUCAGAAAAAGUCUAACUAAACUUCCUAGAGAUGAGUUUGGAGACUUUAUAUUGCAUCAGAACGAAGACAUUGAUGACAAAGCUCAAAAUGCAAUUGAAAAAGGUAAAUAUCUCAAAGAAUGGAUCAAUUAAAUGUCUAAAGACAUCAGGACUGAAUAAUAAUCAAUGAUGACCAGAGAUGAAAGUUAGCAAAUAAUAACAGUUCCGGUAGCUAAGAGAAAUGCCUGUAUUCAAACUAAAUAGAUUAAGGAGAUUGACUCUAUAAAAGAGAUGAAGAUUAAUGAAAUUAUGCUACAUUUCGACAAGAGUCAAUAAGAGAUUGAGAUUAAAAAGAUUUUGAAUUAGGAAUAGAUGAGGAAGGAUUCAGACAGAGGAUUGAACACACAAUUAAUAAGCAUGAUAAAUUAACAUAAAAACAGGCAAGCAGAUCAAACCAUUUCUUAGUAUUUGGGAGUUGAUUCAGCUAUAAGUAAGAAAAGUAUUGAAAUUUAAAGACUUAAGGACAGAAUGUAAACUAUUAAUACUAACUAAAACAGAUUAUCCUUUCUAAUUCCAAAUUCAGCUGAAAAUCAACCUUUCAAGCAAGUUUCACAUCCCAUCAACUAAUUACUGCAGAAAUAUUUCUAUGCUGUUUAAAAAAAAGACUUUUCAUAUUUUUAGGGAACUUUGACUCUAUCUUUUAAACUUCUUAUCAAAAUAAUGAACUCAUAUUUGAACGAUAAGGGGAUAAUGGGUAGAGAUCAGCAUUCAGUUAAGAAUUAAAGGAUGUGCGAAUUCAUCUAUGAUUAAAAUAUGAAUAAAUUUGGAGUCGCUAAAUUAGCUGAGAAAAAAAUCAAGGAGAUAUUCCUAACAAUUUAUAAAGGCUAGGAAUCAAUUUACUAAUGCCAAUUUUACGUAAAACUACUUGGCUUGAAUCUCUAUGGAACUAAUUAUUCCAAUGAUGAUAUCUCUAUUAUUUUUAGAAUUAAUAUACUUUUCAAUAACAUAAAUGCAUUUGAAUAGACUAAGGUACACAGACAUAAUGCUAUCAACUUUGAUAAUGAGACUGUGAGAUGCGAUGUUUUAGUUCAAACUUACUUGGAAAUGUUUUAGUAUUACUUGAAUCAGGAUGAGGCGAAGCACUUUAUUGAGGAUAUGAGAGACUAUGUAAUUGACUUGUAUAAGAUUUAGGUUCAACCAGCUAAUCGCAGCAAAAUGGAUUUCAAAGACUUUAAGGUUAAGAGUGAGAAGGCCUACGACAUAUUUAUAUCCAAGUACUAGUAUAUAAAGUUGCAUAUCUUGCGUAUAAUGAUCGAAUUGAAAGUCUUUGCAGAGCAGUUUGACAAAGAAACCACUAUCAAUAUUAAAUCUAUCCAACAUAUUAAUGUCAGUUUGCAGUAGUUCCAAGAAAUAGUACUUAGAGUCUCUCGAAAAGCUAAGGUUUAGAGUGACAUUCUUUUAAAGUAUUUUGAAAGGAAUAAGUUUAUAAGUUACAAUCAGGAUAAUGAUGGGGGUUCAGGUGCUUAUCCAAGGCAGCAUAACUCCAUAGGAGGGUUUGCAAUAAACCUAGAAAAGGUAGUAGCUUUUAUAUUCAGGUAUAAUCUAAUCACUAUAUGA
Molecule: messenger RNA, 4509 nt
Organism: Stylonychia lemnae
Lineage: Eukaryota; Ciliophora; Spirotrichea; Sporadotrichida; Oxytrichidae
Source: the annotation of a GenBank genome assembly